Leptinotarsa decemlineata (Colorado potato beetle) is the source of this 1862-nucleotide messenger RNA. RefSeq lists its product as uncharacterized. NCBI's taxonomy places the organism in Eukaryota, Metazoa, Arthropoda, Insecta, Coleoptera, Chrysomelidae. The record is from RefSeq and is a predicted model, not a curated record.
AACGAUGGCUACUACCAAAAUAUUAAUUAUACAGGGUUAAUUGCAGUCAUCAAAAGUGGCACCUUUCAAAAUUAAAUUCAGCAGAAUGUCGAAAUCGAAUGCUUCUACCAGAAGCAAUUCGGUGGAGACUAAUGCUGACUGCGAAAACGAAUUGGUCAAUCCCAGGACCAACGUCCCCCCCAUCUUAGAAAACAGCUGUGGGCAGGAGACCAUACCUUCCAGUCCACCCCCUUCUUACGAACAUGUGCUAGAAGAGACCCGACUACAAUCUCAAAGCGAAGCCUCUUCGCCCACUGUUCCUGCCAAAGGACCAGAAAUAAUGCACAAAUCUAGCAAAGAGUUAUAUAGGGCAGUUGCAAAACAAUUUGGAAUCACUUGCAAGAUGUCUGAUCAAUGCAGGUGUUUUGACUGCCAAAGUCACUACUUCGACUGCGAGUAUGAGAAGAACGAACAAGAAAAAACAGACGGAGGACUAGGGGCGGGUACCCCUAUGUUCAUUUCAGAGGUUAUGCAUGGGACAGCAUGUGUCAUGCUAUAACUCUGCUACAGUUAGAUAAAAUUAAUUUUAUGGAAUCUAGGGGAUUUUUGGAAUGCGCAAAAUGAAUACAAGAGCAAGUUUUUUUACUUCAAAUAUCUACUGAUUUGAUUGAUCACGAGACAAGUCGUUCAUGUAGCAAUUAACUUCAUUUAUCAGGAUCAGCCAUAUUCGUCAAUGUUUUCAUGGGCCAACAAAAAUUACAAAACAAACUCGUAUUAGAAAAUUUGCUAGAUAUUUACAAACAUGUCUUGUAUUUGAAGAUUUUUCACGUCUCACAAUGCCACUAAUUAAAAGACGGUAAAUUUUGCAACGAUCGCUACAGGUCUAAUUUGAUACAUAGACUACUUUGCUUACCUACAUUUUUAUGUCGUGAAUGUUUUGUUAUGGUAGUUUUCAGAAUGACUCUACUAGGGCACAUUUUUCCCCAUUCGGCACUUAGAUUAUUAUUGGAUAAAUCCUAAUUAGUUAGAAACUAUGAGAAGCGUGCAAGAGAAAGGACUGAUGUAUCCGUCAAUUCUCUCUGCCUGCUGAAAAUUCGAAAAAAGAGUGUUUUUAUUGCGACCAUGGUAGGGCUGCUUUAUAAAUCAUAAUCAAUUGUACUAUAAUUAUAUACCAAUGCUUUCUGAAGAUCUCAUGGAAUGACUAGAAGGUAUUUCAAUUCAGAACAUACCUUUGAUCAUAUGAUAGGAAUAAAUAAGAAAUAGUUAAAGUAUCACCGACUUUUGUAAAUACACUCUCAUUAUAAAAACAUAAGUGGUAGCUGAAUUUGUUAGGUAUUUCAUCAGAACUACAGAAACUAUACAGGGUGAUUUGUCACAAUGAACUGUAAAUGUUCCGAUGUGGAAUUUGGAAAUAGACCUACUGAAUAUAAUUGAAAUAUCAAUAUGAAUACAAGAAAUAAACCGUAGAACUCUUAUUCUCUAAAAUCAUUUAGCUAGUGUGUUACUGUGUAUUUAUAACCUAUCUUGCCCUCUAUAUUCACUUGAUGGAAACCUGCGGACCAAAAUAUUAGAUUUUUUGUGAAAUGUAUGAAAUGUUUGCUCUUGUUAGUCAAUUCCAAAAAUAUCCUUCCAACUACGCUGAGCCUUUCAAAUAUAACUUUAACAAAAAUAUACCAUAAUUCAAUAGAUCUUUAAUUUUUUGGUCAUUCUACCAGCGGCCUUCAAAAUUUCCAUAUCACUGUUCCGAGUUAGAUUCAAAGAUUUCUUUGGUUUGAAACAAUGAAAUAAAGAAUAUAUUUCGAAGGUUCAGCUUUCUAUUCCAUAUGUUUACCUAUUAUAAUUAGUUUUAGUAAAUAUAUGGAGUGUUCAGAAUACUUCUUAUA